This is a messenger RNA of Rhipicephalus sanguineus (brown dog tick), 2585 nucleotides long. RefSeq names its product neprilysin-1. The record is from RefSeq and is a predicted model, not a curated record. NCBI's taxonomy places the organism in Eukaryota, Metazoa, Arthropoda, Arachnida, Ixodida, Ixodidae. Gene Ontology annotation, molecular function: metalloendopeptidase activity. The transcript has 14 exons. Gene Ontology annotation, biological process: protein processing. Bases 1 to 1944 code for a protein of 647 amino acids. Gene Ontology annotation, cellular component: plasma membrane.
AUGGCUGGCUCGGGCACUCGUCGCAUCCAGUGGAGCCGACGACUCUCGCUGGCCGCGGCCUGCUUGGCCGCAGUGUUGGUGCUCGCAUGUCUUGCCUCAGCCUUCAUCCUGCCGCCGUCAGCAUCAUCUGCGGGCCCUCCAGCCGCAUUGGUGCCUGCUCACGCGCCAGCUGCGGCACCGCGGCCGACAAGGCGAGCCCUGCUGCACUUCUGCACCUCGGCGCAGUGCCAACAGGAAGGACAGCGGCUGAACAGUUCCAUCGCGCGGAACCAGAACCCGUGCCGCGACCCGUACCGAUACGCAUGUGGCCACACCGCGCACAGCCAGGUGACAGACUUACGAAGAGGAGACGAGCGCCGCCUCAGCGCGCUGCUGUCCUCGACGGUUGUGCCGCGGAACCGGCAGACUGUGGCCGAGAAAGCAGCCGCCCUCUACCAGGGCUGCCUGAAGACAGAGCUGCUGACGGCGCAGAGCCGCGACGCCUGGUGGUCCGUGGCGCAACGUUUGGGUGUGUCCCAGUUCCCAUUGCCGCUGGACAAGGAGCCCCCUGUGGCGCCAGAGCAGCUAGCGGGACACUUGCUGCGGCAUCUCGGCUUGGGACCCCUGAUCGGCCUUCGGCUAGCCGCCCCGCCCGGAAACCGCUCGGCAGUCGCCAUAUACGUGCACCCUCCUCCGGCGGCUGCCAGCUGGCGCUGGAACGAGACGGCAUCGGGGCUGCAGGCGCUGACCCAGCGAUCUCCGGAGGGCCAGCUGGUGCGCGCCCUGGUCGAUCUGGACCGCACCGUGGCGCGCAUCGCGGCCAAGGCCACCCCGCCCGUAGCCACCUACGUGCCGCGCUACCACACCGUGCGCAUCUUCAGCCUUCCCCAACACGCCAAGUGGCGCUGGCGAGAGGUGUUCUCGGUCCUGCUGGAGGACCUGGCGGCGCCCCAGACGGUGAGCUUGGUUCUCACGGCACCGGGCUACGUGGAGGAGGCGGCGCCACUGUUGGCCGACGCCAGGCCAGCGGCGGUGCACAACUACCUGGCCUGGCGGCUAGCGCUCGAGCUGGCCCCGCUGUUACCCGUGCUGCCGGCCUCGGUCGCGCUCGGCGGCGUGCAGCAACGCCCAGAGCGGCGAUGCCUUCGCGAGCUGCGCGCCCUCAUGGAGCACGCGGCCACUGCGCUGCUGGCGCCCCAGCCAGGACCGCAGGGCCGCUCGGCGGCGCGCGACGUGCUGGCUUCAGCGACGGACCAACUGAAGCGGCAGCUGGUCGACUACAUGUGGAUUGCCGAGCCGGUGAGCCAGCGCGCCGUGCAGAAGCUGAACGCGCUGCAGGCGCACCUGUUGUACCCGCCUUUCGUCGAGGACAAAAUGGUGCUCGAGCAGAUCUACCGCCAGGUGCCCGACAUCGGCGGCGACAGUCCCGUGCUGCUCGACUGGUUCCGUGCACGAUCCGCGGUCAUGCUCAAGCGAUGGAAGGCGCUCGCCGGCAAAGGACUGCCCCCGCUGUGGGACGUACCUUACAUGGAGCCUGCCGUCCACUACCUGGCCGACUCAAAUGAGCUGGUGGUGCCUGUAGGAGUGCUCCGCGAGCCCAUCUACUCGGCGCCUGGCAACACUCUGCCUUUGGACUUCGCGCGCUUCGGGUUCCAGCUGGCCCGCCAACUUGCGCAGGCCGUACUGUAUCGCGGUGCCUUCCACGACGAGUCCGGUGCGCUGAGCUUCUGGUGGGAGCGCAGCAGCUUUGUGCGGCUGCGUCACGCCGAGCACUGCCUGGCACGCCACCACGCAGCCGACCCGGCCGAGGCUGUGCUCGACCAGGUGGCGUUGCAGGCGGCUUACGCGCUGUACAAGCAACGGCAGCAGGGCAGCGCAGGUCUCCGACUAGCUGCUCUGCCGAACGCGUCGGCGGACCAGCUCUUCGCACUUGCCUUUGCCACGGUGAGUGGCAAUGGUGUGUGACGGAAGCAGAACCAUGUUGCUGAACUUCUUUGGAGGUACACAGCAAAGUUCAUUGAUUCUGAUGAUGGUGAAGCAGUCCCAUUCCUUUAGAAACGAUUUGUAGCACAGGAAAUGGAGACACAAAAGAAGACAGGAGACUACAUAAGAGCUGCACACAGUGCUCAUAAACACUCACUCUCCUGCGUUCUUUUGUGUUUCCCGCACUACAAAUUGUUUCUGAUGGACAACAGGCCCAAAUCUCCAUAACUCCCAUUCCUUCUACAUGUGAGCAAGACCACAGCUAUGCAUCGGAAAGGUGCUGUUCAUUCUCUGGCAAUUUGAGGGCUACGCAUCACGUUUCUGCUUCCUCCGCUGCCGUCGUUAAGAGCCCUAAACUUUGGCAUGUGUGCAGGGCAUGUGUGCCGAGGGAGAUGAAAGGCCAAGAGCCAGGGACAGGGUGAACCUGGCGCUUCGCGAGUGGGCGCCGUUCCGCCAGGCUUUUGGCUGCCCCGAAGAAAGGCAUCCGUGCGGCCUGCGCUAGCUCAGUCCAAGAUGACGAUCUGGUCGGGCGGUGCCCGGCUACGGCAAGGCCGCCGGGCCCAGCGCCGAAGCUCGGCCGUACUCAGCUGCCGUCGAAGACGCCUGCGAAGGAAUAAUAAUAA